This is a messenger RNA of Quercus lobata, 1122 nucleotides long. It is a transcript of the gene RSL4, whose product is annotated as root hair defective 6-like 4. NCBI's taxonomy places the organism in Eukaryota, Viridiplantae, Streptophyta, Magnoliopsida, Fagales, Fagaceae. The record is from RefSeq and is a predicted model, not a curated record. Gene Ontology annotation, biological process: regulation of transcription by RNA polymerase II. Gene Ontology annotation, cellular component: nucleus. The coding region runs from base 1 to 1122 and encodes 373 amino acids. The transcript is spliced from 5 exons. Gene Ontology annotation, molecular function: DNA-binding transcription factor activity, RNA polymerase II-specific; RNA polymerase II cis-regulatory region sequence-specific DNA binding; protein dimerization activity.
AUGGAGCAUAUUGGAGCUUUUCCUGAUGGAGAAUGGGACUCUUUGAGCAAGAUGUUCACUUCUGAAGAGCUUGAUUUCACAUCUCAAUUCCUUGGUCAAUGUUCAUUUCUGCUAGAGAAUGAUGAGGGUUUGAAUUCUCGAACCCCAUCAAAUUAUUUUUGCCCCACUUCUGAGGCUGAGAAGGGCAUGUCUGGGGUUAAUGAUAAUUUACUUUUUUCUUUAGAUUAUCUCAACUCUAAUUUGCAAUAUGUUUCUCAAGAAAGUAGUAAUAGUAGUCAUUGUAGUAGCAGCGUCUUCAUUGCCACUCCUAGCCAUGAAAACUAUAAUUUUUUUAGUGAUGCUACUAACCAUGUUCCUGUAACAAAUGGUAUCCCUUUGUCCAUGAACAAUGGCAUAAUGGAUGAGAAACAUGUUGGCUCGUUUUUACCAACCUUUCCUGACAUUGUAAUGGGUGAGAGUACUGGUUGUAUCAAAGAAGAUAUGAACCCUGAAGGAUUGGAGAAGUUAGAUGAUGUUACUGGCAACAAAGAGUUGAUUCUCAAAAGGAAGCUUGAUAUGCCAGAAUCAUACACAAAAGCAGAAGACAAAAUGAUCGCUGCGCACCCGUCUGAGAAUUCGAAGAAAAAACCCCGGGUUUCAAGAGACGUACAAAAGAGUAAGAAGAAUGUACAGUCAAAAAAGAACCAGAAGGCUAGUCCAAAUGGCAACCAUGAAGAAGAGAGUAAUGCUGGACCAGAUGGACAGAGCUCCACUAGUUAUAGCUCGGAGGAUGAUAAUGCUUCUCAGGAGACUAAUGGAGGAACUUCAGCGUCCCAAACUCCUGAAGCUCUCAAUUUGAGUGGGAAAACAAGAGCUAGUAGAGGUUCGGCAACUGAUCCACAAAGCCUCUAUGCAAGGAAAAGAAGGGAAAGGAUAAAUGAAAGACUCAGAAUCCUGCAGAAUCUAGUCCCCAAUGGAACAAAAGUUGACAUUAGCACAAUGCUUGAAGAGGCAGUCAAUUAUGUGAAGUUUUUGCAGCUACAAAUCAAGCUCUUAAGCUCCGACGAUCUGUGGAUGUAUGCUCCCAUUGCUUACAAUGGAAUGGAUGUUGGCUUCCUCAACAAGAUUUCUCCACCUCUAUGA